CAAUAUCAGUGUCCACCCAGAUGAGCCUAAACUUCUUUUGCCGUAUUUGGCCUAUUACAUGGUUAUGCCCCUAAUGACACACCCAUGAAAGCAAAACGCAGUACAUGUAACUACAGUCUGCCCAUCACUGUCAAGAAGCCUGGUAUGCUGUGCCUGCAGAAGGGCUUUCUUUGGUUAAACAAGCAGUGAAAAUGGUGAAGAGCAGCUGGCGUAUGAGUCUGCAGAGGAUGAGGAUGAUGAUGAGGAGGAGGAAGAGGACUUCAAGCCUUCUGAUGGGAGUGAAAAAGAAAGGGAGACAGAAAUUCUGGACUAUGUGUGAACUCGGUGAGCAGUCUGGCUGCUGUUGGACUAACAUCAUCUCUGCUGUUGGUCCCUGAGAGCUGAGGGUUCAGCAACCGUGCCCAGGAUAUGGGAAAGCAGAACUUGUACUAAGAUGACGAUGAUCUCUCUGCACUAACUGCGGUACUUGCUGAUGGCUGUCAUUCUUGAUGUUAGGGAGCAUUACCUGUAUUUUCAUAACUGCUGGCUAAUAAGCCCUCAAGUAAAGCUCAACAAACUCCUAAGACAGAGCCCAGAAUCCAAACCAGCUGGUAAUAUACCAGAAAAGAGGAGAAGUCGCAUUCCCAAAUCUCUCCACGUGCGGGAAGUGCACUUUAGCUGGCUUGGUGUCCAUGUGGAAAAUGGGAAAUGUACAUGAGGAGGGAGCACUCUUGUCCUGCCAGAGUCCCUAAGGCAGGUGCUGCCCUUCUGCUUGUCUAAGGGGAAUGAAAAUCCUGGGCCAUGACUUGAGCAUCGGGCCUCGCUGGUGACCUUGGAAAUAAAGCCAGCAGGAAAGAACACUUUCUGGCAGUGAAUAACUCCUUUGUACAGGAUGUAGCAUAUAUUGUCCUCACGAGCCAAUGUGCUUCUCAAGCCAGCUUUGACUUCUCUGGUAGUUAGCAGGGACAGAAGGAAGCAGGCAAUGGAGCAGAGCUUCAGGUCCACAGAGGUUGGCCACUCGUUAGUCUGCCACUGCCAGCUGGACUGGUACCACCCUGUCGCAGAAAUUAAGGAUCUGCUGGCAUUUUCAGAGUCUUGUGUGUCAUGAGUACAAGGUUUCUCAUUAGUUGCCAAUAAUAUGCUCUAUUGCAUGUUCGGUGUGUUUUCAGACUCUUGCGCUUGUGUGAGGCUUCUCAAAGCUUCAGCUUUUUUGGUGUUCUCUGGAGUUUUGUUAGACUGAGCUAUUUCCUUAGGUUUGGCCUCCAGCCCACAAAAGGAACAGCUGCAGGGCUCUCACUCAGUGAUGCCAGUCUACCUCAGCCAUGGUGGGGCCUCAGCCUACUGAAGGACAAGUGUGUAGAGGCUCCCCUGGUUUAAUUUAGAGCCAAGACUGGGUCAUGGCAUCGACACACGAUGGCACUCCUAGCUAUAUAUAUGUGAGUCUCCAUUUGGGGACUGGCUCCUCAGGUGUGUGCUCACCAUGGCUCGCUGGGAGAUCCUGUGCUUUGCUUUGUGCACCUGCCUUGUGGUAGCACAAGGUGCAACCCUGGGUGUGGUGUUCACUGAGGGAGGUUUUGUGGAAGGCGAGAAUAAAAGACUGGGACUCUUCGGGGACUACGUUGACAUCUUCAGAGGGAUCCCCUUUGCUGCCCCACCAAAGACUCUGGAAGACCCCAAACCUCAUCCUGGCUGGGAUGGAACACUGCAGACAAAAGAAUUCAAAAAUCGCUGCAUGCAGGUGACACUUACACAAACUGAUGUCCGCGGGAGCGAGGACUGUCUCUAUCUGAACAUCUGGAUCCCUCAGGGGAAGAAACAGGUCUCUACCAACAUGCCAGUGAUGAUCUGGAUCUACGGUGGCGCCUUCCUUCUAGGAGGGAGCCAGGGACCCAACUUCCUCAAUAACUACCUUUAUGAUGGUGAGGAGAUAGCCGUGCGGGGCAACGUGAUCGUGGUGACCAUCAACUAUCGCGUGGGGCCCCUGGGCUUCCUGAGCACUGGAGAUGCAAACUUGCCAGGGAACUAUGGGCUGAAAGACCAGCACAUGGCCAUUGCCUGGGUGAAGAGGAAUAUCAAGGCCUUUGGGGGUGACCCAGAAAACAUCACCAUCUUUGGGGAAUCAGCCGGUGCUGUCAGUGUCUCCCUGCAGAUGUUGACCCCAAAGAACAAGGGCCUGUUCAGGAGAGCCAUCAGCCAGAGCGGCGUUGGUCUCUGCAGCUGGGCCAUUCAGAAGAACCCACUCACCUGGGCUAAGAAGCUUGGACAAAGUGUGGGAUGCCCCACAGACAACACCACCGCCUUAGCCAACUGCCUGCGCAUCUCCAGCCCCAAAUCUUUGACACUGGCCUACCAUAUGGAGCUGAUCAACUUGCCCUCUCCUGUGGUUCACACACUCGCCCUCAUUCCUGUCAUCGACGGAGACUUCCUCCCAGACAUGCCAGAGAACCUCUUUGCCAAUGCUGCUGACAUUGACUAUAUCGCUGGAGUUAAUGACAUGGAUGGACACAUGUUUGCUGGCAUUGAUUUACCUGUUAUCAACCGCCCACUUGUGAAAAUCACUGAGGACGAGAUCUAUAAUUUGGUCAAAGGACUUACUGUGGACAGGGGCGAGCGUGGAGCCAAUGAGACAUACAGUGUCUACACGCAAGCAUGGGGCGAAAACCCAGACCAGGAGGUCAUGAAGAAGACAGUGGUGGACCUGAUUACUGACUACAUCUUCCUGAUUCCCACGCAGUGGGCACUGAAUCUGCAUCUGCAGAAUGCCGGGAGUGCCAAGACAUACAGCUACUUGUUCUCCCAGCCAUCCCGAAUGCCCAUCUACCCAAGCUGGGUAGGUGCAGACCAUGCUGAUGACUUGCAGUACGUGUUUGGGAAACCCUUUGCCACACCUCUGGGCUACCUGCCCAAGCACAGGACUGUCUCAAAGGCCAUGAUUGCUUACUGGACCAAUUUUGCCAGGACAGGUGAUCCUAACGAAGGGAAUUCAAAGGUGCCCGUUACCUGGCCACCCUACACCAGUGAGGGCAGUUACUACCUGGAAAUCAACAACAAGAUGGACCAGGACUCCGUGAAGCAGAAUCUGAAAUCCCAGUACGUGAACUUCUGGAACUCUGUCUAUCAGAAUCUGCCACUGGCUGCAACAUCUCCCUGACUGAGCAACUGCUCAGGAGCUAA
Strigops habroptila (Kakapo) is the source of this 3153-nucleotide messenger RNA. It is a transcript of the gene CEL, whose product is annotated as carboxyl ester lipase. Gene Ontology annotation, molecular function: signaling receptor activity; sterol ester esterase activity; neurexin family protein binding. The coding region runs from base 1460 to 3130 and encodes 556 amino acids. The record is from RefSeq and is a predicted model, not a curated record. The transcript has 12 exons. Gene Ontology annotation, cellular component: synapse; cell surface; postsynaptic specialization membrane. Lineage: Eukaryota; Metazoa; Chordata; Aves; Psittaciformes; Psittacidae. Gene Ontology annotation, biological process: modulation of chemical synaptic transmission; synaptic vesicle endocytosis; neuron cell-cell adhesion.